AAACAGAAACCAAGUCUGCAGAAAUGCAGAUGUGAUAAUCUUGUCAGAAAGACUGGAGUCAGGAAACUGGGAUUACGAAGAAAGAUCCCUAGAAUCAACAACCCCUCACACCAAAAAUCUAAGAGUCAUCUGCCCCAGCCCCAAGGAAGCAGGAUGUGACCUUUGAGACAUAAUAGGAUUAACCCACCACCAUCAGAAUACCAGAAAGGCACACUCAGAAAAGUUCUUGCUACAGGAACAACUCCAAACAAAAGACUCCACAGGGUAUAAAAACCCACUCCCUACAUGUGCUCACUCUCUUUUCUUCCAGAGCCAUCUUUCUGUCUAGCUCUCCUCUUCAAUAAACUGCCACCUUCUUUCUAACGCAGUCACCAUUUGUUUAUUCCCGGCUUGGACUGAACCAUGAUGAAGACUUUUCCUUCAACAAUAGUAAUGCAAAGUAACAUUUCAGAGUAUGGCGGGACUCCUAUAUUUACUUAGAGAAGAACUGUAGUGUGGCAGAAUAAGGGAGGCCUUUCAGUGAGGUGCGUUUAUUUUUCCUGCAUUUGGGGAGGUGGGUGAUGAAUCCAUUCAAGUGUGCAAAAAAACACCAUCUCGUUCAGCCUGAACUGAUAAAAACCGGGUCUCCUUUAAAUCCUCGUGGUUCCGGGUGACAGCACAGGCCCACCCCUUCAGUGUUCUUGACAGUAAGACAAAUGUGGCUUGCCGCUGAUUUCUAUUUUUCGUUUGCCCAGACUUCUUCCUAUCUCCUCCGCAGAGAAUAAGGUGCUAUAUCGGAACGGGUGACGUCGAGUUUUAGGUUUCCCUUUGCUGCCAUCACAGCGGCCGUCCGGAUUUUUUGCAACCCAGACAUGGUAACGAAAAGGGGGAGGGAGGAGGAGGAGAGAUGAGCCCAGGCGCGGUGUCGGAUAAAGGCUUUCCUCCAAAGAAACUUGUGUCCUUGAAACAUAGUUACAUAAGAAAACCCAAAGCAGGCAACACCUAGGCCCAACUUACGAAGCUUUACGGCAGGCAACCCUAAAUAAACAGAAAAGCUGAUUUAGAACUCUUUUGUUACCCAACCAAUAAAUACCAGUCAACCUUCCUCCGCCCUCCCUUUUCCCGUAGCCAGUACCAAUUAGCGGGGAUUCUCCUGCAAAAAGUCCAGCAAUUGUCCCACCCCUUCAUGGAAGGCGCCAGCUAGGUGGAGCUCGUCUAGGGGAAGCGACUCCAGGCCGCGGAAGCUGCCUCCGUCUGUCCCGUCCCCCCCACCUCCCGCCUCUCGCCUGCCCCUGCUACCGCCCUCUUCUUGCUCUUCAAGCCGUAGACGAAAUCGGGCCGCUCCCUGAGCGAGACGUCCAGAAAAUGAGGGUCGUUUGGCCUUGGCUCGUCCUGGCGCUCUUAGGCUGGAGCCACUGCAGCGGUUUUAACGCUCGGGAACCGCAGACGGAAGUUCCUUCUCCGAAAAACGUUACUGUAAAAUUAUAUAACAACAACAUCUCUGUAUGCUGGGAUUAUGGAAGCCCAUCCUUAAGACCUUUAUUUACAGUGCAGAUCAAGUGCUACGGCACUGGUGUUUACAAGGAAAUUGAUACUUGCAUCAACAUAAAGCAACAUUAUUGUGAUCUUACCAACAAAACUGAUAACUGAGAAACUUUCUGGUUAGGAGUGAAAGCUCUUUCUGGACAACACCAAUCUGAAUACGUUGAACAAAAAUUUGACAUUCUCCGGGAUGGCCAAAUAGGACCUCCAAAGUUCAAUCUUUCCAUUGAUAAUCAGGAUAUUGUAGUCAAUAUUGAACCGCCUUUAUUUCCAUAUGGUGAUCUAAUUGAGGAGUUUACCUACAAAUUGUUCAUUUGGAAAAGGGAAAACCCAGAAGAGCGACAAGAAGUUAUCUCAGAUGACUGGUAUCUUGAGCCAUCCACUUUACCUCUGUCUGUUUCUUUGGAUACCUCUUACUGUAUUUCCACUCAAGUCUUUUCACCGACACUAACAAAGGUUGGUGAAGAAUCAGAAGAAAAAUGCAUCUCACCAACUCCCAAGUCCCGCCUAGGUUUUACACUAUUGGUAUGUUUUGGAAUUAUUGCCUUGGUUAUUCUGGCAAUCAUUCUUGUCGUAGUCUUUAUAAAAUUUAAGGAGAGAAAAAUUACGCUUCCAAAAUCUCUGGUGGCUGUGGUAAGAAACCAAGUCAGCAAUGCCGAAUUUAAGUCAGAAUGCAAAUAUGACACUAUAACAUCGACAUCCUACAAGCCAAUGGUAACAUGUGAAGAUGAAAAACCAGUAGAGAAAUUAGAUGUCGCUGAGAAGGUAAAUACCACUGAUCCCAAUUAUAGCAAAGAAGUAGAUAUCGAUGAUUCCCAAGGAAUCCAAAGAGCAAGGAGCAUCCAAGAGGAUAUGGCUGUAGAAAUCUCUGAAAUUGAACAGAUUCAUGAAGACAAUGUCACAGAUUACUCUAAAUCAAUCACUGGCCAAGACACAUGUCCUGAUCUUCAAAAUCUGGAUCUUCCCAGAGCAGAUGUCCAAAAACCCACUGUCCUAAGGUGCUCAAUAAAACCAUCUGGGUAUGACAAACCCCACUGGGUAGACCUAAGUUCUGGAGAAGAAUUCUGAUGACCCUCCAAAAAUUGGAAAAGCUGUUUUUCCUAUGAAAGAGCAUUAUUGGAAACUUCAUCAGAAGCAUCCACAGCCAUGCUUGUGAGCACUUUAAUCCUUGCAAUACAGUGGGACUUCAUAUAGCUUGAUGGUGUAAAACCUGAGAUGAGCACUUGUAAAUGUCAAAGAACUGGACUGAAGCUACACUCCUGUAGAUACUUGGUAAAAAUAAGUCUUAUUGCAUUCAUUCCAUUUUGAAUAGGUAUUCGUAAGAUUCUAAUAGAAUGGUUUCAUGAUAUGCCAAGAAGCUGCCUUGAUAUACUUUUAUUAAGGAGCCGGUAUUUUCUAAAUAUGUUAAGACUAUAAAUCCUAUCAUUCUUUCCUAGUGGUCUUGAUGAUUGUGUGCUGGAAUAACUAGAGAGCACUAUUCUGCCCUUUGUUCUCAGAGCAAUUAUUUUUCUCCUGCCAAAAGUAUAAAGACGGUUAAAGAUAGAGGGAUUAAUUGACAAGAGGCUUCUGUCCAUAUUGAUUAUUAGAAAAGACUGGGAAUAUUACAAACGUAGUUUACUAUAUGUAGUAAGGGCAGUUUGUGCAGUUGGCUUUUUGCUGAUGGGAGAAAAAUACAAAGAGUCCAACUUUUAAAGGAAUACUAAAAAAGCAUACGUUUCAGCUAAGGCAUUACCGUUAAGAACUUGGGAAGACCAUAGUAAGUAAAUGGAGCUAUGUUGUAAUCAAGGACUUUCACUUUAUGUAAAAAGGCUUACUGGUUUCUGCAUGUGUUAGAUCUGUACACUAUAUAUGACUCAUAAGUGUAUGAACAUAUGUUAUCUUUACAGAUAUGGAAAAUACUUGCAUCAUUUAUAGCAAAUAAUUGGGCCACGGUAAAUACUUGGGCCAUUUGUUUAGUGCCUAUAUUUACAGUAUACAUUUUGCCAGGUGAUUAUUAAUCUUCACUUUGCGUUGGAAAGUGUUAAACAAGUAGUUUACAGCUGUGACACAUGAAAUGGCCCGCCACCAUUAAGGCUCUUGUUUCUACAUACAGUCCAUAAAUUCAGGGAGAUAUAAUCACCUACCUAAACCUGGUAUCUCCAAAAGUGCAAUUCCCAGAAUCCUUUGUUGUUGUUGUUAAUUGCGAAGUCGUGUCUGACCCAUCGCGACCCCAUGGACAACGUUCCUCCAGGACUUCCUGUCCAUUUAAGUUCACACCUAUUGCUUCAGUGA
Crotalus tigris (Tiger rattlesnake) is the source of this 3792-nucleotide messenger RNA. RefSeq names its product interferon gamma receptor 1 (gene IFNGR1). The record is from RefSeq and is a predicted model, not a curated record. Gene Ontology annotation, molecular function: protein binding. The transcript has 7 exons. Lineage: Eukaryota; Metazoa; Chordata; Lepidosauria; Squamata; Viperidae.